UCUAAGGAGCCGAGCUUGGCGGCUGCAAGCAUCUCAGCCCUGUGUCCCCCCCCGCCACCCUGGCUCAUCAUAUGAUUUCUCCUAAGGGAUAACCACUGACCGAGACCGCGUCUCCGAGCUGAUCCUUUGCUGAUAAGCAGGCUGCCAAGUCUCCAGCGCUAAGACAAAAGAGUUUUUCUCUUCCGAGCAGGUUUUUCUGCUGUGAAUGACAGAGGAAGGGGGAAAAGCAAGCUGCCUGGCACUCCUCACAGGCAAGAGGCUUUGGGGGCUCCUUCCCCGCUGCUGUGCUGGCAGACCAUGGAGCUUUUCAGGCUGAGCCUGGGCUGUAUUUGCCUCCUUCCUUGGCUUGAGGUAGCAGAAGGACAAGGCUUCCUCAUAAGGAACACCCAGGUGGAAAAGUGCAUUCGUGUCUCCCACCAUGAGACCAGCCGCAUCAGCCUGACUGACUGCAAGGUGCACUCCCAGCAGCAGCAGUGGAGCUGGGACCCCACCACCAGGACCAUCGUCAGCCUUCAAACAAAGCAGUGCUUGUCAGCUCACAAGUGGCAGGAGUAUGUCCUGGUCAAGCUGGAGCCCUGCGGGGACUGGGAACGCCAAGCAUGGUCCUGCAGCAAGAAGGGACGCCUCUCUGUGCAGGGCUUCCACCUCAGCACCAAGGAAGGAGGCCACAAGGUCUUUUUCACAAGGGAGAAGGACAAAUUCAGCAAGUGGAAAACUUUAGCAGAUGAAACAAUCUGUGCUGCUACCCGGACAGCAGCUCUGAGGCCCAGCAAACCAACACAACAUGCUGUAGACACACGAGUGUGGAGCUAUGAAACUAAAACCAUUGAUUCAUCAAAGAUUGCUGUCGUGGACAGAGAAUCUUCUGUGAGCUUGACUGACCCACCUCUGGCUAACAAAUUGAAUAGCACUGUGUCGCCAGCGAAGACCAAACAGGCAUACCUCCCAGCAAAUGAGGAUGUGUCCCACAAUCACUCUAAAAAGCACCACGGAAAUCGAGGGAAAAAUGCUGGGGCCAGGCUUGCAGGCACCAACUGGAAGACGGCCAUGCUGGUCCUCAGCCCCUUGGCAUUCAUACUGGGAUUAAUAAUACUGACACUCAAUGUUCAUUACAACAAGAAGAAGAAAAUACUCUCUGCUCUGAAGAGCUCUCCAGCCAACAGCAGCAGAGCUGACUUACGGGAGCCAUCUCCCUUACGAAGAGGUCCCCAGCCGUACCUUCCACCAUCUCGCUCACCUUCCUUGAGGCAUGGAGAGAUCCUCAUUGAGUGGAAAGACGGGACUGUCACUCCUCUGUUUGAUAAUGCCAAUUAUCAAAUGGACUAGCUCCAAAAUAAUGGAGCUGUUGUUCCAUCCUGUGUCACUCUUCCCACCAGGAAGAGUGCCACCAUAGCCGAUCUCCUCCCUAGCCUUGCUCUUCUGACAGGGAGUUGUAAGCGCUGUUUGAUUUGGUUUUUUUAACACUUGGGAACAAUCUCCUUGCACAGCAUGAAGUUGAAGCAAGCAGAGCAGAUUGUUUGAUAUGUAUAGGCACAUGCUGCUUAGCUCUUCCAGAGCUGAUUUAACCCAUAACAAACCCCAAAUUUAGCUAAAUGAAGCUAAGACUCUUGCCAGCUGCAACUGUCCAUUGCCUUGAAAUUGCAGAGUUACUGAGCAUAUGAGAAAGCAAAUCCUUGGAGACAAAGCAUAAGGUGAAAAACACAAGUCCUGAUGAUCCUUAAAUCCUUUUUAAGAUAAAAGUAGCUGCCAACAGACACAGAAGGCAGUCAGUUAUUUUGUCAAUGUGAGAACAUAACUAAUAAGCACUGCCUUCAAAGAUUAGUCUCUUCCAGAUAUCUGCCAAAAUACUCUCCCCACUAAGUUAUCAAUUCAGUAACAGCAAGUAAUUUUUCUAACUUAAAAGGUAGCACUCCAUUGUCCUCUCUGCAUCACUACAAGAGUCCUGCUGAGAGAACUUGCAUCUCUUAAAAUGUUUCCAAAUUUAGGAUGUAUUAGACCUUAUUACAGCACACAUGCUCUUUCUUUAUGUAGAAUGACAAGUAACAUCGGUGAUGCUUGUCAGGGAUUUUACAUUAUUCAGCCAUUUUAUUAUACCAGUUUCAGUUUCUAAUUUCCUAUAGUCAUAUGGAAUAGUCAAUGAACAGAUACACUGCUCCCAUCUAGAGCAGUAAUACAGUCUUUAAUAUAGAAAGGAGUAAGACAUUGUUUUCAGCCUUUACACUUCCUGUUUGAGCAUAAUUACCUGUGACCCAUCACACUCAAUCCUCAUCUUUUCUCAGUGAAACUUGCAAUGGCUUGGUGCUUUCCUAAUGUUCAUGAAUUUUUGCUUUCCUUCUCUCUGAUCUUGUGAUGAUGUAAAUCAUAAUCAUGGCUAUAAAUCAUGAAUUAUUUGGAGAAAGAAAUACUAACACCAAGAAAUUACAAGUAUGAGCUGCAUCAGUAUAUUUGUUCAGUAGAGCAAGGGAAACCAUAUCCUAACCUGUCUCUUACGCAAACAACACUUUUCACUUUACUUAAGUUGUUGUGCUACUUCAGAGGAGCUCGGAAUUCUCUAGAGUUUGAUUUUAUUUAACCUAAGGCAGAAGUAAGGUCUCUAGGGAAUUUAAAGUCUCUGAUUUUUUUUAAUACAUAUUUUGUAAUUUUUUUCUUUUUAAACAUAGAUCCACACCCUAGUAAAAAGUUAACUGCCGUGAGAUGUUAUAAUGACCAAGAACUUAGCUGGUCUCAAGAAAGAAAAUACAAACAUUAUUGGUUCAGGGCAUAAAAAUCAUAGAGGUUGGAAAUAAAUGUCUUCCCCAGACAGAUUAUUCCAUAAUUAUUUACUGGAGGGUUUCCCACAUGCUCCUUGGGAAAAUAUUUUACCAUUAGACAUGGGCAGAGGAAGAAGUCUUUCUUCACCAGUAAGCAGUGAACACAAACAACGCAGACAGAAUUAAAUUCUGACUUUCCAACGUUUCCAUUUUUAAAACAAAUCCAAAGACUUGGGUCAAGUUUCCAAAUGCAUAAGCAUUAUUUUACACACAAAAUUUGUAGGAAUACAUUCUGUACACAAAUCACUUGAAAUGCACAUGCAGUGCCUCACCAAUUAUCAGUUACAUCCCUUGUACCUUUUUCUACCACAGUUAAGAUGCUUGCCUUUGAAAUUUUGUCCGAGGAGCACAUCACUUUACAGUGCACGGCACUUGUUGCCCUCCAAAACCUAGACACACUUUGGUAACACGACGUAUGCAGUGCCAGUAAAAUGCAAAUACUUGUUCAGCUAAUGUUUUGCUUUCCAAAGCAGCAAGUGCUUGUGUUCAUUACUGCUGAAUGGGCUGAACAGAUGACUUGUUAGUUAAUGACUCUCUAUAAUUCAUACUUAAUAUGCUAAUCUUGCUCAUAAACAUGAAGGCAGUAACACCAUUGUUUACAUAGAACUGAUUAAAUGGUAGCUCAAACAAUAAUGAAAAAUUAAGACUGUGAAGCAGCACAGGCUUUUUAACUGUUUUCUCCCCCUCUCUUUUACUGGUUGUUACCUUUUAGUUAUUUCUCACUGGUCUAAGUACAUUAGAUACUAUAGACCAAAUUCUCCAAGGUAUGGACAGAAGAGCUGAAGAUCACAAGAUCUUCAUCACAAGAGGUCUUAAAAAGCAUGUUAGCCAAACGUCCAUCAGGAAAGACUCCAAAAUAGCUGAUUCUGCCUUGGGGCUGGACCGGGUGACAGCGGGAGACACUUUCCAUCCUCUGCUUCGAAAGCUAGCUGAGAAACACUCAGAGCAAUCACCCAACCCGUGUGCUGUUCACUGUCUGCCAUCACCUGAAUGCAAUGCUUGUAAACAGCAUUAAUAAUCAAAAUAAAACCUGACUGUAAAGUGGAGGCGCACUGAAAUUGUUUAUAGGUGUGUGUGUAUAUAUAUAUAAAGCUCCCUUACAGCACAUGCUUUUCUGUGUGUGUAUGCAUGUGUACAUAUAUACAUAUUAAAAAAAAAAAAAAAAGAGCUA
Grus americana (Whooping crane) is the source of this 3981-nucleotide messenger RNA. RefSeq lists its product as uncharacterized. Bases 298 to 1326 code for a protein of 342 amino acids. The transcript is spliced from 6 exons. The record is from RefSeq and is a predicted model, not a curated record. NCBI's taxonomy places the organism in Eukaryota, Metazoa, Chordata, Aves, Gruiformes, Gruidae.